Molecule: messenger RNA, 1289 nt
Organism: Zonotrichia albicollis (white-throated sparrow)
Lineage: Eukaryota; Metazoa; Chordata; Aves; Passeriformes; Passerellidae
Source: RefSeq, a predicted model, not a curated record
CCCUGGGCAAGCAGAUCUUGGUGGUGGGCGGUGUGGAUGCGGCGCAGAGCCCCCUCGCCUCCGUUGAGGUCUACCACGUGGAUGAGGGCAAAUGGGAGAAGAAAGCGGCAUUGGCUCAGCCCUCCAUGGGCAUCUCAGCUGUGCAGAGAGAUGGGGCUGUCUACGCCCUGGGGGGAAUGGGUGCGGACACCUCUCCCCAGGCUCUGGUCCGUGUCUAUGAGCCGGCAAAGGAUCACUGGCAGCCCCUACCCUCCAUGCCCACACCGUGUUAUGGCGCCUCUGCCUUCCUGCAGGGAAACAAGAUCUUCGUCCUGGGAGGCCGGCAAGGCAAGCUGCCUGUCACUGCCUUCGAGGCUUUUGACGUGGAGACAAGGAGCUGGACACGCUACCCCAGCGUGCCCAGCCGCCGCGCCUUCGCCGCCUGUGCCAUGGCUGAUGGAGUUGUCUUCAGCCUGGGGGGGCUGCAGCAGCCAGGGCCCCACAACUUCUACUCCCGUCCCCAUUUUGUCAACACCGUGGAGAUGUUUGAUCCUGCGCAGGGUGUGUGGAGAAAGCCAAACCGCACCAUCCGUAUGAAAGAGAAGAGAGCUGACUUCGUGGCUGGAUGCCUGGGAGGAAGAGUGGUGGCUGUGGGUGGCCUUGGUAAUGCUGGGGGGAACCAGUCCUGCCCACUGGACUCAGUGGAAGGGUUCAGCCUCUCACAGAAAAAGUGGGAGCCGCUGCCCCCCAUGCCCACUGGCCGCUGCUCCUGCUCCAGCUGCCCAGCACCCAGCCUGCUCUUCAUCAUCGGCGGUGUGGCCCAGGGUCCCAGUGGCGCUGUUGAGGCUCUGUGCCUGCGUGAUGUGCCCUGAGUGGGACCCCGGGGACCAGCCCUGGCCAAGCACCAAGUGCCUGAAGACGGGGACAGGGUGUGUGAGCACCCAUGUGUUCACCCAGGGUGACCUGGCUCCAGGAAGCCUCUGUCCCAUGAUGCCAGGCACCAGAGCAGCUGCGGCUGUGGGAACUCCCAGCUCCUGCAGCGCUGUGGCAAUGAAGCCCAGGGCAAACUCCUGCCUGGUGGGAUGGCCAUCGCCAGCAGCGUGGGGGGAGCAGCGGUGGCAGGACUGCCGCUGGCCUCACUGCCCUGUCCGGCCCCAUCUGUGCCACGGCGUAUCUGUGCCGUGUGUGUAGCAGUGAGUGCUGUGUCGUCGUAGACCCAGUCGAUGUCUCAUGUAGCACAGAGGUGCCCUGUAGCUCAGUGCCUGGGAGGUGAUGUAGCACCUCAAAUAAAUGAAACAUGUGGAGUUUUA